This is a messenger RNA of Phialemonium atrogriseum, 1374 nucleotides long. RefSeq lists its product as uncharacterized. The record is from RefSeq and is a predicted model, not a curated record. Lineage: Eukaryota; Fungi; Ascomycota; Sordariomycetes; Cephalothecales; Cephalothecaceae. Bases 1 to 1056 code for a protein of 351 amino acids. The transcript is spliced from 6 exons.
AUGCCGGCGCCCUCUCGUAUCACUGCAAGUGCCGUGUCACUUGGCACCGUGAUGUUGUUGAUCGGGUCCGACCGCUUUCGCAAUGCCUUGUCCCUGACAAUUGCCCGCUACACGCGCGAGUGCCAGUCUGGCAUGGUGGAAGGCUUCCAUCCGCGCUUCUUCUCCGCUUACUUAGGUCGGAGUCGGUCAUCUCAUCCCAGUAGCCAAGAAGACAGGGCUGUGAAGGCCUGCCAGAGAACGUUGCUCGAGGACGUGACUCGAAAGUUGGAAGCCGGUGUCGGCGAGCUUCAUCGACACGAUGCGAGCGAAUGGGCCCUGACCAACGUGGUCGGGCAAACAAAUGACGGUGUCCUCUGCCCGUCUAUCCGGAUACUCUCGCACUCAGCAGAGCCUGCCGGCCAGAGCGGCGGCCUGGUCGGGGCUAAGACCGCCCCGGAACCCCCCGCCCUAGAAAAUCAUCCAUCUUCGCAACGACGACGGAGACAACGGCUUCUACCCGGAGAGCUGCCGGGCGGGUGCCAGGCGCUGCUGGACAGGUAUUGCUUCGCCAACGACGACAAGCCGGUGCCCACCUAUCCAGCCCGCACCCCCGUCUGGACCUCGGACCGCUCCGACUACGACACCGAUGACCCUUCCACCACGGGCCCGAGCAUGGUCGACGGCUGCCAGAAGUUCUACAAAGUCGUGAGCGACGAUACUUGUGACAAGAUUGCGAGCGAUUUCGACAUCACUCUGGAAUUAUGCAGCGCCCAUCCCACCGCGCGCGCGAUAUUUCUCCCCCAGCUCGCCCUCGAGUCAAUAGUCCUGGUCCCACCAGCUCGAGCGGAACCAGGCACCCCUCACAUCGAACAGCUCUUCCAACGGGAGCCUCGGGUGCCUCACCGCGUUUCCUCUCGCGUCGAGAAAGAUGACACGCUGGCGGUCGCUUGCCCACGCCUCGGCGUCCGCGAUGACGAGAAACGACUCAACCGCCAGCACCUGAAGAUCAGGGGCGGCGCCAUCGCCCGUCUCGGCACAGCCCUCCUUGUCCUCGGCCGCUUGUACAUCCUCCCCUAGCCGUUGGCGGAGUUCCCGGACCUUGGGCCCGACCGUGGGGCCAUCUAGAUUGCGAGAGCUCUGCUGCAGCGGUCCUGCAAGCUCGGGCAGCACGUCGAAGACGUCUUGAUAGUUCCAGAUGUGGAUCGCGGCUUCAUGUCACCUGAGUGGCCGCCAUGGUUGAAGGAUAUUCUGGACCUCCAUUGGCUCCAUAGGUCGGGGCAGAUGCUUAGACGUACGAUGAGAUACUGCUAAGCCGGGAAGGCUCCCCACGGAGGAGACAUCUCGGUUCCUGGAUAGGAAGGACAAAGUGAUGCUAGACAGGAGGGGAAGUCUGAC